Messenger RNA from Jatropha curcas, 1248 nucleotides. RefSeq names its product cytochrome b-c1 complex subunit Rieske-4, mitochondrial. Gene Ontology annotation, molecular function: quinol-cytochrome-c reductase activity; 2 iron, 2 sulfur cluster binding. Gene Ontology annotation, cellular component: membrane. NCBI's taxonomy places the organism in Eukaryota, Viridiplantae, Streptophyta, Magnoliopsida, Malpighiales, Euphorbiaceae. The record is from RefSeq and is a predicted model, not a curated record.
UUUGAUACGCAUACGUGUCAAAAUCAGAUUCACUCCUUGAAUAAAACCCGGUCACUGAUCGCUCUUCUGAUCAUCUCUCUUUCACGUUCCAAAGAUCUCGCGAAGCAAGACGACGCCACUUGCCGUUCAGAGUGAGAAUUGGAUCGAACGGAGAAUCAAAACAUUUGCAGGAGAGAAAUUUGUAGAAGAUGUUGAGAGUCGCAGUGAGGAGGCUUUCUUCUAUCUGUUCGACGCAGCCGUCGUGGAGGCCCAAUCAGGCUGCCUUGUCAAUUGUUUCCAGCAAUCCGAUCAACAGCGGCGAUUCAUCCUCCUCAGACGAGAUUAAAUCAAAAGUCUUGAAGGAUUACUUUGCUUUCCGGCCUCACUUCCACCCUCCUCAGAGAGGUUUCUCUUCUGGAUCACUCACUCCAAGAAAUGAAGAUGGCAUAAUUUCAGAUGUUCCAGCAACAGUAGCAGCUGUUAAGAACCCUACUUCAAAGAUAACCUAUGACGAGUAUAACCAUGAACGAUUCCCUCCAGGUGAUCCCAGCAAGCGAGCAUUUGCCUAUUUUGUCCUUACUGGUGGCAGGUUUGUUUAUGCUUCAGUGAUCCGUCUCCUUAUCCUCAAGUUUGUGCUGAGUAUGUCUGCCAGUAAGGAUGUCCUUGCACUUGCCUCUCUUGAGGUUGAUCUCUCAGGUAUUGAGCCAGGUAGCACUGUGACAGUUAAGUGGCGUGGAAAGCCAGUUUUCAUCAGGCGCCGAACAGAGGAUGAUAUCAAGCUGGCGAAUAGUGUCGAUUUGGCAUCUCUUCGUGAUCCACAGCCAGAUGCAGACAGGGUCAAGGACCCAGAAUGGCUAAUUGUCAUUGGGGUUUGCACGCAUUUGGGUUGCAUUCCCUUACCAAAUGCUGGUGAUUUUGGUGGCUGGUUUUGCCCGUGCCAUGGCUCACAUUAUGAUAUCUCUGGUAGGAUUCGCAAGGGUCCAGCACCAUACAAUCUGGAGGUGCCUACUUACACCUUUUUGGAUGAAAACAAGUUAAUGAUUGGCUGAGGUUUAUACUUCACUGAAACAUGUUAAUUUGGGGAUAAUUUUUUUUUUUUUCUUAAUUGAAUCUGAUAAUGUCGAAGAGUUGUUGCAUAUCUUGUUUUGUGCCCCAAUUUAUAUGGGACGUGUUUAUUUUUUAGGGAUGUUAUGCAACUUAUUUGAGAUAUCAUUGUAAACUGUUGCUGUCAGAGCUGCUCGUAAUUCUGAAUAAGCUACUUUUGUCAAA